ACUGCAAAACAUAGAACCCACGGUGCAGAUCCCCUGCUUUCACUUACUCUGCGGGGUCUUGUUCCCGCGCUCACGUCAGUCGAACCGUGUUGCCUAGCCACAGCUAGCUACAUAAGCUCCCUAUCGUGUUUGGGAGAAAAGCAAAAAGGAUGA
Molecule: messenger RNA, 153 nt
Organism: Bipolaris zeicola 26-R-13
Lineage: Eukaryota; Fungi; Ascomycota; Dothideomycetes; Pleosporales; Pleosporaceae
Exons: 1
Source: RefSeq, a predicted model, not a curated record